UAUCGCUUGAAAAGCUUUUUACUUCUUAUAAAUGUGAUGGCAAUUUGCUGGAGUUUCAGAGUCUUCAUCGUCUUUAGUUUUAGCAUUUUAUUCUUAGCAGCUUCAGCUAAGAAAAAAGAGAAAAGUGUGGCUGAAUUAGCUGACUUGUUGGCAGCUGAAUCUGGCUAUGGUGGUGGUAGUGGUGGAUACGGAGGUGGCGGAGGAUUUGGAGGUGGUGGUGGAGGUUAUGGUGGAGGAGGAGGAGGAGGUGGUGGAAAACACGCCGUUCUUCUUGCCGUUCCCGUUAGUUUGGCACUCGGCUUAGGCAAAGGUGGUGGUGGUGGUGGAUUCGGAGGUGGCGGAUUCGGAGGUGGUGGAUUCGGAGGCGGUGGAUACGGAGGUGGUGGCGGAGGAUAUGGAGGUGGCGGCGGUGGAUACGGAGGUGGUGGAAGCGGAGGUGGUUACGGAGGGGGUGGAAGUGGCGGUAAUGGCGUCACACUUCUCGGCGUUGGUGUAACACACAUAAAAGCAGGAGCAGGUGGCUUCGGAGGAAGCGGAGGUGGUGGAUUCGGAGGUGGCGGAUAUGGUGGAAGUGGCGGAGGAGGUGGCGGAUAUGGUGGUAGUGGAGGAGGUGGAGGAGGAUAUUAA
Molecule: messenger RNA, 627 nt
Organism: Centruroides sculpturatus (bark scorpion)
Lineage: Eukaryota; Metazoa; Arthropoda; Arachnida; Scorpiones; Buthidae
Product: ctenidin-3-like
Exons: 3
Source: RefSeq, a predicted model, not a curated record